Molecule: messenger RNA, 447 nt
Organism: Macadamia integrifolia
Lineage: Eukaryota; Viridiplantae; Streptophyta; Magnoliopsida; Proteales; Proteaceae
Exons: 2
Coding region: 57-353 (98 amino acids)
Source: RefSeq, a predicted model, not a curated record
UUCUCAAUUCUCAUUUCUGUGUUGUGUGUGUGUGUGUGUGUGAGAGAGAGAGAGAGAUGGGUUUGGUGGGGAUAAGGGUUAGAUGGUGGUGUCUCUUCUUUGCUAUGGUGAUCAUUACUACUACUGCUGCUGCUGCUCGGAACUCCAUUUUGCUUUCAGAGAAGGCGGAGGAAACAGUGGUGGUGGGGAUGGAGAUGGAGGAGGAGGCUCAUGAGGUUCAUGGGAGGUUUCUGAAGGUGAGGCUAAAUGACUACAAUGAUCCAUCAGCAAACCAUGGGCACGACCCAAAGAACAGAGGCGGGGGUAGCGGUCACAGGGGGGGCGGCCGUGGCAGCAACGACACUACUCCAUGAUAUGUAAUACCUUUUGUUACUGCUCCAUUUCAUAUGUUUUUGCUAAUUUAACCUUAAUUGGAUAAAAACGCAUACUCACUUGCGUCUAGAGAGA